This is a messenger RNA of Linum tenue, 2366 nucleotides long. The record is from the annotation of a GenBank genome assembly. NCBI's taxonomy places the organism in Eukaryota, Viridiplantae, Streptophyta, Magnoliopsida, Malpighiales, Linaceae.
GGUUUUCAGUAAAUGGUCUGUUAAAAUCGAUCUCAAGGUUCCCAACCGCUAGGAGGACGGGAGAUUGAAUUCAGCUUGAGACAAUUUGUCUGAUGGAGACCGGAGGCAGCAGCGAGAGCCCGGCGGAGCCGAAGAAAGGCAGAUCCCGAGCGCCGAAGAAGGCGGCGGAGAGUCUUCUCAAGCAGAAAUCGCCGGCGGAGUUCUUUGCGGAGAACAAGAACAUCGCAGGGUUCGAUAAUCCGGGGAAAUCCCUGUACACCACGGUCAGAGAGCUAGUGGAGAACUCGCUGGAUUCUGCUGAAUCCAUUUCCGAGCUCCCCGUGGUAGAGAUUACAAUUGAAGAGAUAGGGAAAAGCAAGUUCAACUCCAUGAUUGGGCUUAUUGACCGGGAGAGGGUUGAUGCAGCACUCUAUGAUGAUUAUGAAACAGCAAAAGAGCGUGAGAGAAGAUUAGCGAAGGAGGCUCGUGCCCAGGAAAUUCAAGCCAAGAAUGCUGCUUCGGGAAAGAAAGUUAAGGAGCAGUCUGCUGGCAAAGGCAUGAAGGGUCGUGGUGAGGGUUCGUUUUACAGAGUGACUUGCAAGGAUAAUGGGAAAGGGAUGCCACAUGAUGACAUCCCAAAUAUGUUUGGCCGAGGUGUUUUGCUUAUUUUGGUGCUUAAGUACCUGGCUUCUGGUCCAGGUGUUCUGUCUGGGACAAAGUAUGGCCUCAAACAGACACGUGGGAAGUUUGGUCUGGGUGCAAAAAUGGCUCUGAUUUGGUCCAAAAUGAGCACAGGGCUUCCUAUUGAAAUUUCAUCCUCAAUGAAGGGCCAGACAUAUAUGACCUUCUGCAGGCUGGACAUUGACAUCCAUAGAAAUGUACCUCAUGUUCAUGUACAUGAAAAGAGAAAGAAUGACAACAAGUGGCAUGGAGCUGAAAUUCAAGUGGUCAUUGAGGGGAAUUGGACAACUUAUCGUUCAAAGAUACUGCAUUACAUGCGGCAAAUGGCUGUUAUCACUCCUUAUGCCCAGUUUCUUUUCAGAUUUAUAUCAGAGACAUCAGAUAAAAACGUUACCAUAAAAUUUGCGCGGAGAACAGAGGUUAUGCCACCAGUUCCUCUUGAGACAAAGCACCAUCCAUCAUCUGUAGAUAUUCUGCUGAUAAAACGUCUGAUUGCCGAGACUUCCAAGCAGAAUCUUCUGCAGUUUCUUCAGCAUGAGUUUGUAAACAUCGGGAAAUCACAUGCUGAACGCUUAAUUGGGGAAAUGGGGUCAGAAUUUAGUGCCAAAAUGCCCGUUAAAUCCCUUACUGAUCAGCAGAUAGUUCGCAUACAUCAACUGUUUCGUCAAGCCAAGUUUGAUGACCCUACUGGAGAUUGUCUUAGUCCUGCAGGAGAAUAUAAUCUUCGUCUUGGAAUUAUAAAAGAGCUUCAUCCAGACAUGGUUGCUACUUAUUCGGGCAGUGCUCAGGUAUUUGAAGGACACCCAUUUAUUGUGGAAGCUGGUGUCAGUGUCGGUGGAAAGGACGUAAAGCAGGGUUUGAACAUCUUCCGUUUUGCAAAUCGCAUCCCUCUUCUGUUUGAGCAAGGUGCUGAUGUUGUGACCAGGACUGCCCUCAAGAGAAUCAACUGGGGUACUUACAAGAUAAACCAGACUCAGGACAAAAUAGGCGUCUUUGUAAGCAUUGUCAGCACAAAAAUCCCCUUCAAAGGCACUGGUAAGGAAUACAUUGGAGACGACAUCAAGGAGAUUGCUACUGCUGUCAAGUCAGCCAUUCAGCAGUGCUGCAAUCAGCUGAAAUCCAAGAUCAUCAAGAAACUGCAGGCACGCGAGCAGCAGGAGCGAAAACGCAACAUAGGCAGGUACAUCCCAGAUGCCUCAGCUGCUAUCUACGACGUCCUGCAAGCGAUGACACAGCUCCAUGCAUCGAAGAAGAGGCGCUACAACGAAGAAGACACAGACCUGGUCUCUAAGGUCGCAUCUCGAUCCAUCACCACGGCCACUCUCAAGGAGAAGCUCUCUGAGCACGUUGCACGGGUGGACUAUGAGAUGGCCCUGGAAUACGCGACACAGAGUGGAGUGAGCGAGGAGCCUAGAGAAGACGUUUACAUCCAAGCGCUCGAGCCUGCUGCUGCUGAUGGCAAGAAGUUCCUCGACUUCCAUAGUCCCGCAUUCGUCUUCAGACUCGUCUGUUGAUAAGAAUCUUUCGAAAAAGCACAUAUUUAUAUCUUGUAUCCAUCUUGUGCUGAUCAUAAGAAAUAAUCUUAUGUUAGAAUGUAAUGCUUCAUUAGUACCAAGUACCAACUGUGUAUGGUAUAUACUAAACACUGAUAUCUUGUAUUCCAACAUUGCGUGAGUUUAUGAAUUCAUACAGGAAUAGAACGUGUA